UUUGCAAAUAGCUAUUGGGAUUUUGCAAGCUGCGCAGCUGCUUAUUGUUUAGCGUAUUCAUUUUUUAAACAAUUUAUUAAAAACACUAAAAACAAACAAUGUUUAAGCAAGUGACCAAACAAUUGGCGCUGCAGGGCGUGCGCAGCUUUUCCGUUGGCCAACAGAACAACUACAAGGUGACCGUAUGCGGCGCCUCCGGCGGAAUUGGCCAGCCGUUGUCGCUGCUGCUCAAGCAGAAUCCCUUGGUUACGGAUCUGGCUCUGUACGAUAUUGUGCACACUCCCGGCGUGGCAGCCGAUUUGUCUCACAUCGACACCAAGAGCAAGACUGCCGGAUUCAUGGGCGCCGAACAAAUGGGAGAUUCGCUCAAGGGUGCCGAUGUCGUUGUCAUCCCCGCCGGAGUGCCACGUAAGCCUGGCAUGACUCGCGAUGAUCUGUUCAAUGUCAACGCUGGCAUCAUUCGCGACAUUUCCAAAUCCAUUGCCAAGAACUGCCCCAAGGCUCUGGUGGCCAUCAUCACGAAUCCAGUAAACACCUGUGUGCCCAUUGCUGCCGAAAUCCUGAAGAAGGCUGGUGUAUAUGAUCCCAAGCGUCUGUUUGGCGUAUCCACUUUGGAUGUGGUGCGUGCCCGUGCCUUCAUUGGUCAUGCCCUCGGUGUUGAUCCCCAGAGCGUGCAGAUCCCCGUCAUUGGUGGCCACUCUGGUGUCACCAUUCUGCCUGUGCUGUCGCAGAGCCAGCCUCUGUUCAAGGGCAACCAGGAUGCCAUUGAGAAGCUGACAGUGCGUAUUCAGGAAGCCGGCACUGAGGUGGUUAAGGCUAAGGCUGGCGCUGGUUCCGCCACCUUAUCGAUGGCCUAUGCAGGCGCCCGUUUCGCUGGUUCCCUGCUCAAGGGUCUGAACGGUGAGAAGAACGUCAUCGAGUGCUCCUACGUCCAGUCAAACAUCACUGAGGCGACAUUCUUCUCCACUCCCCUGGUGUUGGGUAAGAAUGGUCUGCAGGAGAACUUGGGUCUGCCCAAGCUCAACGACUACGAGAAGAAGCUGUUGGAGGCAGCAAUUCCCGAGCUGAAGAAGAACAUCCAGAAGGGCAUUGACUUUGCCAACGCUUAGGCUGAAUUAUAUCCCAGCUAUUCACUAGCCAGUCAAUCAAUCAACCCCCAAACUGUUUCCAUCAUUAGACAUCAUCUAGAUUUCAUUACAUCCAACAUAUGAGAAAGAAUUGGUUGUUUACUUAGAAAAAUUCACUCGUUUUAAGUUGAAAAGUGUACAAUAUUCGUAUUUCCAAAGAUAAUACCAUCCAUUUUAAUAAUGGAACCAGUUGAUACUUAAAACCUAAAUAAAUUACCAACUUAGUACGAAUAAAGUGAUUGAAAAUUA
Molecule: messenger RNA, 1376 nt
Organism: Drosophila innubila
Lineage: Eukaryota; Metazoa; Arthropoda; Insecta; Diptera; Drosophilidae
Gene: Mdh2
Product: malate dehydrogenase, mitochondrial
Exons: 4
Coding region: 99-1109 (336 amino acids)
Biological process (GO): carboxylic acid metabolic process; tricarboxylic acid cycle
Cellular component (GO): mitochondrion; cytoplasm
Molecular function (GO): L-malate dehydrogenase (NAD+) activity
Source: RefSeq, a predicted model, not a curated record